AAUGAUUUAAGAUCUCUUCUAAUCCUUAUGGAGAUCAUGCUUUUGGCUUAUCUAGUUUCCAUACUGUUUUGUAAUCACAUGCUCAGGAUGACGGGAGUUCGUUGGUAAUAAGUAACAGAAAACAAGUCCAGUACAGUAAACACCCCAUAGGCUGACUUCAGCAGUUUAGUGUCAUUAACCUCCCUCCACCUCUUUUCACCUCCUCCAUUUGAUAGUUCUCACACAAUAACAAGCACAUAAGAUUGUAAUAUAUAUUAGACUAAAUGUACAAGAAUGCCAUGGUGCCGCAUAUUUUUUUUGUAACUAAAGCUUUUGGUCUUAUCAAGAAAAAACACUGCAAAGCUCUUCAGAGGAAAUAGCUUUCCCUUAUCAGCAAUGCACUGCCACUGCAAAGGUGUCUUCCCAUUGGCUGACAUUGUUGUGCUCUGUCAGCUGACUGGAUGAGCACACGUUCACAUCUGAAAAGAGAAACUCAGAAGAAGGAUGGCAAAGUUUAUGACUGUUUCACAAUCACCGUUCGUUCCAGAUAUGAUAACUGAAUGUACCCCCUGGGACGGUUAUUCCACUGUGAUUAGACGGACACCAUGAACUACGUGGGCCAGCUGGCGGGUCAGGUUCUGGUUACCGUCAAAGAGCUGUACAAGGGCAUCAAUCAGGCCACUUUGUCAGGCUGUAUUGAUGUUGUUGUUGUCCGUCAAAGAGAUGGCACCUACCAGUGCUCCCCGUUCCACGUGCGUUUCGGCAAGCUGGGUGUGCUACGCUCCAAAGAAAAAGUGAUUGACAUUGAAGUGAACGGAGAGCCUGUAGAACUACACAUGAAGCUUGGUGACAAUGGAGAGGCCUUUUUUGUCCAGGAAGCUGAAGAACUGAACCAGAUUGUCCCUGCCCAUCUGGCCACCUCCCCAAUUCCUACAGAAAGUCAUUUGUUCUGGAUCUCAGAGGUGGAGCAAAGGACAUCCAAAGAUCUAAACGAUGACCCUGCUGACCCUGAGGACCCACCUGAGCCUCCAGCUCCCAGUAAUACAGCAACAAAAAAGAAGAAAAGACGAAGGAAAAAGCACAAAGGAGACCCUCGCAGGGAAGAGCCAACCCCACCGAUGUCGGUUACUUCCAGUAAUAUUGCUGCUACAGCUGCUGCUAUCUCCAGUAAUGGACAGAACGACGAGAUCUUUGAGAUGGACUUGAGCUCAGACGAAGAAGCUGUUGCGCACGUCUCAAGAUCACCUUCAGUCACCACAAUUCGUGACAUUGACCCCAAAUUACCCGCAGCCAGACCUAACCUCGAAGGUUAUCCUCUGUCUGAUGGUGAAUGGCCGUUGGGUGAUGGUCAUGGCUUGUCUCAGGCUUUCUCCCCGAAGAGUGACUCUGAACUGGUGAUGAGACCUUCAGAGAGUUUGCUCAGAGCUGAGUCCCACAUGCAGUGGACAUGGGGGGAAUUUCCAGAAACAACCAGGAUCACUAAGAAAGAGAGACCAGAACCACUGAGAACUGUGACCAUCACCCCAUCAGAGAGCACUCACUUCCGUGUCAUCCUCAGCUCAGAGGCCAUGGAGAAAGAAGGAGAAACUGAAAAGGAGGAUAGCACUCCCUCAGUGUGUACCAUAGUCAAACCCGAGCCACGCAGCCCUAUCCCCACCCUACCUCCUGAUAAUUCUCUAUCAUCUGUCAGCACCAUAACCUCUGUGAGCCCCAUAGCCCCUACAGAGCCCCUUGAUGCUCUUCCAUCUAACGUGAACACCUCUACCCCUUCAAAUAGUCACCUGACGGAUUCUCCCUCUAAGAAGAAAGGAGUCCCAAAAAGGAGUCAGCAUCAGGGCCCUGAGGACAUCUACUUAGAUGACCUGAAUGUACUUGAACCUGAUGUAGCUGCUAGAUAUUUUCCUAAGAGUGAGUCUGAGGCAACGACGAAACACUGGGUGGACUCUGAGAUCCACUCUGGCUCACAGUCUCCUCAGUCUGUGGGCAGCGCAGCAGCGGACAGCGGGACAGAAUGUCUGUCUGACUCAGCCAGUGACCUCCCUGAUGUCACUCUUUCUCUGUGUGGAGGUCUCACAGAAAAUGCAGAAAUAUCCAAAGAAAGAUUUAUGGAACACAUCAUCACAUAUCACGAGUUUGCUGAAAAUCCAGCAAUUAUCGAUAACCCCAACUUAGUGGUAAAGAUAGGAAAUAGGUAUUACAACUGGACGUUAGCUGCUCCUUUGAUUUUAAGUCUGCAAGCAUUUCAAAAGAAUUUACCAAAGGCUACAGAGGAGGCCUGGGUGAAGGAAAAAAUGCCAAAGAAGUCUGGUCGUUGGUGGUUCUGGCGAAAGAGGGCGGAUAGUACAAUCAAGCAGUCUGAGACUAAGCCUGAAGCCAAGGAGGAGUCUCAGUUAGAGGAAGGACCGUCCAUGUCUCAGGAAAGCUUGGUUUUAUCACCUAAAGCAGGAGACACCUCCAGUGACGAGGAGGCCAAGGAGGUCAGUGCUGCGUCCUGUCAGGAGAGGCUGCAGCCAGGAGAUGCUCCACACCAUUCCAACACACACACUUACAGGAAGUCCUUGCGUCUUUCCUCUGAUCAAAUAGCCAGUCUGAAACUGAAAGAGGGACCAAACGAUGUGACUUUUAGCAUCACCACCCAAUACCAGGGCACAUGCCGCUGUGAGGGCACCAUCUACCUGUGGAACUGGGAUGACAAAGUCAUCAUCUCUGACAUCGAUGGCACCAUCACCAAGUCAGAUGUGUUUGGACAGAUUCUUCCACAGUUGGGAAAAGACUGGACUCACCAGGGCAUUGCUAAGCUGUACCACUCUGUAGCCGAGAAUGGAUAUAAAUUUUUAUAUUGCUCAGCUCGGGCUAUUGGCAUGGCAGACAUGACACGAGGUUACCUGCAGUGGGUCAACGAUGGCGGGAUCAUCCUGCCAAGAGGACCACUCAUGUUGUCUCCCAGCAGCCUGUUCUCAGCGUUCCACAGGGAGGUCAUUGAGAAGAAGCCAGAGAUCUUCAAAAUUGAAUGCCUCACAGACAUCAAGAACCUGUUUCAGCAUAACAAGAGGCCGUUCUACGCCGCCUUUGGGAAUAGAGCUAAUGAUGUUUUUGCCUAUAAGGAGGUGGGAGUCCCACUGUGUCGGAUCUUUACUGUUAACCCCAAGGGAGAGCUGAUCCAGGAGCAGACGAAGGGCAACAAGUCCUCUUACGGCAGACUGAGUGAGCUGGUGGAGCACGUGUUCCCUUUGUUGAGUAAAGAGCAGAACGAGGCCUUUGUGAUGCCAGAGUACAGCUCCUUCUGUUACUGGAGACAGCCGCUACCACAGAUCAACCCUGAUGAGCUGCUCUGAUGCUGCUCCCAGGGUCACCCAGGUAUACAUCGUCAUGGGAAUGGACUGAGCACCUAUGGACCCAUAGCACUUACACACACACACACACACAGACACACACACACACACACACACACACACGCACACACACACACACACACACACACACACACCGCUCUGCACUGAGUCUGACACAGAAAGUUAUUAAAACAAACUUGAAAACUGUUAAAGUAAAAGAUUAAUAAUAAUCUGUAACAAAAACAAAAGUGCAGCUGUGGGACACAAGAAACAAAUACCGACUCGUUCCAGGCUGCCAGUGCAAUGACUACUCUUUAGUCCACAGGUCACAGCACUAACAUAACUGUUUUUCUAUACCAUUGAUCUGAAGGAUGAUUGUAUCAGCCGUCGCACCAGGCGCUAGAUUCUGGGUUCAACAGAAGAUUUCUUGAGUUUUAUUUGACACAAAUGGAUGAAACCUAAUGCUCAGAUCACCCUGGCAGCCAUUUUUAUUGUCUGAUUUUCCUGUUAGGACCAGGUAACAGUAAAGUGACUUGUAUGUUUGCCAGAAUACACGUAUUCACCAUUUUAGGAAGAAUAAAACUGGUAAUCGUGACCUGCACGUAUCACAUUACACCACUUAUGAAGCUAACUGUAGCAAAGCAGCUUUAGGAGUGCAGCUGUCCUCCCCCUCCUGUUUAGGAGACUCUCUUUGGUGGGUUUUGGUCCGUGUUCUCGUCUUUGGUUUUGUUUCUAUUAAAGAUACUAUUUAAAAUAUGCCAAGUAUGUGAACAUGUCACUUAAGGACAAAAUGAAGCAGCUUCAUGAUAUGUUGUUGGUUUAAGAUGUUUAUUCUGUUAUACGACCUCUGCCGAGCAAGUGUGUUCUGUUAACAAUGCAGUAAUUAUUUAUGAUAGAGAUGUUAAGUUAUUCAUUUAUAUCAUCAUUUUGCUUCUCUAAGAGUGAUCAGUCGUCAAAGUGAAGGAGAAGUACUUCAGAAUGGUAUUUUGUGUAGUUGGACUUAAUAAUGUGCACUUAAUUCUAACCGCUGGGCACUAAGUUUUUCAUGUGUAAGGCAGAUACAGCUUUCUGAUUUAAAUCCACAGCUUUAGUGUUAAAGUGUAAAUGUAAAGAGAGAACACUUGAGUUGCAUGGAUCUGGAAGGCGUUUCCAUUAGGAAGUUCCUGCUUUAAAAGAUAAAAGGAUGGCGUGUGUGCGUACCUAAUCGCUGAGCGCUGCUGCUGGAGUGGUCUCUGUCCCCUCGGUGUCUUUAGAGACUCGUCUUACGCACUUUGUGUAAGCUGCACCCUCAUAGGCAGCCUUAAAACGCACACCUUUGGCCUCAAGCCAGUGGAUUAUAAAAAUGUGGGUCUAUAUCACCGAAAGAAGAGAAUGAUUGUGUGUCUGAUAAAUUAGUUUUUGUUUAAACGUAAACAGGAAAUGCUUGACUCUGUCUAGGAAGCUAAUUGAUGCACUUCCUUGGCAUGUAUGUAUGAUUUCAGAAACCAUUAUCCUUUAUUACAGUAUAUCUUCCUCCAGAGUAUAACGUGUUUGACUGAAACAGUAAAACAAAACCUUUUUUUUUUUUUGGUUUAAAAAGAAAAAGCACAACGUAUAAGACAUCUAGAUCUGAUUUGUCCUUUAGUUCUUUGAUGUUGAUGCAUUAGCUAUGUCACUCUGAUGCUUUUUGGAAUAAAAUGUGCUUUUUUGCUUGAUUUCAUUUGCUUGUUCAGUUUAAAAGUUUGAAGUCCGAUAGAUUUAUCUUCUAAUUAACAAAAGAAUUUCAUUCUUUCUAUGAAAGUAAAACAUCUCGUGUGAAAGAAUCACACUCAUCCUCUAUGAUCCUUGCAUUUUUGUUACAUAAUGUGUUCUCACUUGAUUGCUGUGGAAAAUGAUUUGAUAUAAAUGCUGAUCAUCACUUUUUUCCAUCUUGCUGCCUUUAUUUUUGUUUUGUUAUAAACGUAUACGAUCUGUUGUGGGACUGUUCUGUUUGGAUGUAAAACGCUUGCUCUUUGAUUGUGUCUGACAAGUAGAAAUACCUUACAUGUACGCUGUGUUUUAGUUGAAUAGAGAUGUGGUUUAAUGUAUGUUUAAAAUAUUCCCCUGUGAGAAGAGAAAAGAAAGCAGGCCUAAUGAUGCUAACAAUAUGUGGCUUGUGGUUCUAUUUGUAUAAAAUUUCUAAUUCAAAACA
Messenger RNA from Nothobranchius furzeri (turquoise killifish), 5481 nucleotides. It is a transcript of the gene lpin2, whose product is annotated as lipin 2. NCBI's taxonomy places the organism in Eukaryota, Metazoa, Chordata, Actinopteri, Cyprinodontiformes, Nothobranchiidae. Gene Ontology annotation, biological process: positive regulation of transcription by RNA polymerase II; triglyceride biosynthetic process; cellular response to insulin stimulus. Gene Ontology annotation, cellular component: endoplasmic reticulum membrane; cytosol; nucleus. Gene Ontology annotation, molecular function: transcription coactivator activity; phosphatidate phosphatase activity. The record is from RefSeq and is a predicted model, not a curated record.